GUUGUUCCUGGUUUUUCGGAAGUCGUUGCACGCGUUGCACUCUGGUCACGACCUCGAUGUUGACCAUGAUGACCAGGUCAUGCCACCCGAAAUUCUCCCUUCAAGCGGUCCGCACACAGCCAAGCUGCUGCUCAAAAGGCAAUAGCGACACUGGUGAUGGCGCACGAAACCACCCCCCUCGCUCGCAGUGAUGAGGGUCUUCUUCGCGACGCUCACGCUCUUUGCGUGCGGAGCGUGCGCGGCAAGUCUGCGCGUGGUGUAUGUUACGACGCUAGGACAGGACCCGCAGACGGUGAACAGGCUGAAUGGGGAGUCGUUUCAGCAGGACGCGUUGGUGACAUUUAAUGGUUACCAAUACGCCGCGUUCUAUGUGAACGACGCCGUGAACGCGUCCGUGAGGCAUCCGUCGCUCGCGCGCAGGGCUCUGAAGGGAGACAAGACGUCCUGGGAUUCCUUUUCCUUCGCGGACUACAAUCAAACUGAGGACGACGGGCACGACAUAAUAUCCCUCGGAAUAUCUCGCGGAGACGGCACACUUCACAUCGGAUUCGACCAACACGACAACGACUUGAACUAUCGCGUUUCCAAUGCAGGGGUCGCCACAAACCCUGUAGAGACGGAAUGGUCAUCUUCAGUGUUUGGUCCAGUUCUGGAUCAUCUCCCGGGACUAGAGUCGCUCGACAAGUCUGUGUACUUCAUAAAUGUCACGUAUCCGCGAUUCUUGGCGGUGCCGACCUCCCAGCAAGAAAACAACGCAGGUGCGGACCUCAUUCUGGAAUUGCGGGUCGGGCGCUCGGGGCUUGGCGACGAUUGGUUGUACAAGUACACGCCCAACGAGGGGUGGGCGCAGAUUGGGAGAUAUCUUGAGGGAGUCAACAAUAACGCAUACAUCAACGGCAUCGACUUCGACCCACGAGGAAACCUGCAAACCACCUGGACAUACCGUGACUUUGUCAAUGAUACUGGUCAAAAUGUCGCUGUGCAGGCCGGCCCCAACGGUCCCGAGAACAAUCACGAUAUGAAUUUUGCGUUCAGCACCGACCUCGGCGAGACGUGGUUGAAUAAUUGGAACCAGACUAUUGCGAACAUGACGGCGCAGCUGCCGAUCGUUCCCGUCUCUGCCGGUAUCACGAUCUUCGGUAUUCCGAAGUACGGUGGAAUCCUGAACCAGGAGGCACAGACAGUCGAUAGCGAGGGUCGCAUCCAUGUCCUGAAUCGGGAAAACACGACCGGUGUCGAGCAAUGGUACCACUACUGGCGGAGCACGACUGCGCACUGGACGCGUACGCCACUUCCCCUCGCCCCCGAGCUAGUCAGCGCGAACAACAUCACCGGCACGCCCACCGUAAUCGGGAAACGGGGCAAGCUUGUCGCGCCCCCAAAUUCACCGCACGGCUCCCUCCUGGCUAUCCUCCCGUCAAAUGCGCCGAACUCGACAGCGAUUACGAUCUUACGCAGCACCGCGGCUGGACACUUCCGCGAUUGGGAGGCGGUAUGGGAGGCGCCGAGCGGGUGCGGAUGGGAGCCGCUCUUCGACAGGUAUAGGCUGGACACCGCUGCGGGCGGGGAUGGGAUCUUGAGCUUGUUCUUGGUGAACGGGACGGAGAUCCAGGUGUCGGAUUUCGACCUCGGGGAUAUCUAGAUGAUGUUGAGUUACAGGCCGCAGAAUGUGAG
This is a messenger RNA of Trametes versicolor FP-101664 SS1, 1674 nucleotides long. RefSeq lists its product as uncharacterized. The record is from RefSeq and is a predicted model, not a curated record. NCBI's taxonomy places the organism in Eukaryota, Fungi, Basidiomycota, Agaricomycetes, Polyporales, Polyporaceae. The transcript is spliced from 10 exons. Bases 191 to 1642 code for a protein of 483 amino acids.